AACCCAUCUUGGAUGCCUAAAUGGACUGACCAAUUUUAGUGACGUCAUUAAGCGUCACUGCUGCGCUGGGUUGACGCAAUCACGUUAGACGCGACAGUUAAAAGGUUACAAUUCAGUAUAAUCUUAUUGCAAUGUCGGUUAAACACUCAUCAACCGCUAUCGUUGAGUACAUCGAUUUAUGAAGUCUUUGGCUCCUGUGGCUGACCUCCUGUAGAUGGCGACGUUAUCAAUUUGAUCAGCAUGAGCAACAUGGAUGCUAAAUCAACCUGCAAAUGUAACACCAAGCCCAAAAUGAAGCAUCUGAAGUCGCGUAAAGAGCGUAGCCAGAUGAGAGGCGGCAGUAAAGCCAAGCAUGGUCAGCAUCACUGCCACCGUCACAGCAGCCAAGACGUGGCACAUCUGAACAGAUGCCGACACUCUCGAUGCUGCACUCCCAGAAGGGACUGCUCGGACGUGGUUCCUCCCUCACAAGAACCGAGCAUUAUCACAACGGCCCGCCUGAUUGGUCACCACGGGCUCUUUAACCAUGAGGUGAAGUCUAUUGACAUUGAACGCUUGCUACUGGAGCAGAAGAAAAAGUUCUAUAGUGAAGAGGAUGAUCACAAGAAGAAGGAAAAAGCAGCUUCAAUGUCUCACAAUCAUCCUCUCAGCAGUGUAGAGGAUGAUGGUGAAAGUGAGAAGAAAAGGCUUCAAAGUACUAGUCAGGGGCCAGACAUCACACCAGGGCAGCAGCGUGUUUCAUCAGGAAGCGGUGAAAGCUCAAAAGCAGCGGAAAAGACACAGCCUGCCUGUCAGGAACCAAAAGAGAAGACGCCACAUCUUAUAGUGUUUUCUGAGGAGCACACGCCCAAGAACCAGGGCCCUCCUGACUCCCAACAACCCGCUCCCAGCAUCAGCCCAAGCCCCUGUCGGCCUCGCAGCUUGGUCACCAUAGAAACCGCCUCUGAUGCAUCCAGAGAAGAUUCGCUGUCCAAGACAGUCAGCUCGAUGGGCCAGCGUUUGUGUGCCACUUUGCGCUUUCCAUUCAUGAAGAAGCGAGACCUGGUGGCAGAGAGCAGGGAGGUGUUGGUGCACGCUCUCCAGGAGGCGCAUGGGCCGCAUCUCCAACAGAACCUCCUCCACAUGCGGACACGCUGCAACGUCCAGCUCGGAAGAGAAGGCUUGAAUCAGAAGGCGGCUCGCAAAGAUGAGCAGAGACUUUGGUCACCAGAUGCUUUUAAAACGUGUUUUCCAGACAAAUUUUCAGCACCAUUUCAAAUCAACUCUGUUGUCCGGCCUCGUUUUGCCACUGAGGGCGCCUCAGCUUUAGAGACCCCAGGAAGGAAGCGUUUUCCUUGGCAGCUCAGUCCACAGCCCUCGGAAAGGGCGGAUGGGUGGUUGACGAGCCCCAUGGACACCUCGGUCCGUCUUUUAGAAGACCUAUUCAGGCCCAGUUGUUCUCCAGACUUCAGCAUGGACUUCGGCUCCUCCGCAGAGUCAUCCAGUCAUCACUUAUUUGCCACGUCUGCCGCCUGGAGAUCGAAAAGCUCACCGCCUCGGCACUUCCACUUCGACCAGCCCAGAGACAAAUCGUUGUCCGCAUUCGGUCCCUUCGAGGGCAGAUUCACGGACGACAAAAGGUGUCACAGGAGCUGCCAAGACCUGACAGGUAGAUACUUUGUUGAACAGUUUCCCUUUCAACGGGACUUGUUAGAAAGUGAAAAAUAUUCAUUCCCCUCCACCUUUUCCGGACAAUUUCACCCCCCUCCGCUCAGCCACUUCAGUCAGCCCCCCGCAUUAACCUCCCUCCACUCCCAACACGCCCAACAAAGCGACAGGAUCCGUUACCCGCCAUCUUACAUACUUGAGAAAAACCCUUCACCUUCACUAACACCCUUGCCAAGUCCUGAUCACUGGUCCUUUCCCCCAAUGAGACUGUAUUGAAGCUUCUUCUCGUUUCCAUCACAGUGUGGUCAUUUAUUUUAAUAAAAUAUAAUAGUAAAAGCAUCAAAUCUUGCAUUAAGACGUUAAAA
Molecule: messenger RNA, 2012 nt
Organism: Doryrhamphus excisus (bluestripe pipefish)
Lineage: Eukaryota; Metazoa; Chordata; Actinopteri; Syngnathiformes; Syngnathidae
Source: RefSeq, a predicted model, not a curated record